UCCAAUACGCUCCUUAGUAAGUUAGUGCGCUUAUGAGUGGGCGAGGGAAGAAGGACCAGAAGGGGGAUUCUGACGCUCUGUUGCAUACAGCCGCAUUGCUUCCACCGCAUCGCCGAACCUCCAUUGAUUAGUUCAGGGAGGUUGGCGCCUAACCUUUCUGUCCAAACAUCCUCUUUCGGCAUUCAGCUAUUGCAAUUUUGUAUCCAGUCUCCGACGCUUCAAGAAAAGCCUAACGGCUGUUAGCGAGUGGAAGAGUGAGAAAGAGAAGAAAGUCGCUUCGCUGCAGAACUCAAAAGCACGUUUCCAGCAUGAGCGACCACACACCUGCAGGGAACCCGAACAGCAGCCAAACGCCUGCCUCAGAUAACAAAGGAAAGACAUCUGGCAUGGCGGGGAAGCCUGAACAGGAAGAGGAGAUCGAUAUUGAUCUGGAGGCUCCAGAGACGGAGAAAGCUGCUCUCGCCAUCCAAAACCAGUUUAGGCGUUUUCAGAAGAAAAAGAAAUGCUGUAUUCUCUUGGACAUUUCAGGAAAUAGUAAACCUGUGUGGCAGAAAGAGUGCACUCAAACAUUCCUCCUGUGCUGCUUUCAGUUAAAUCCACACAAUUAAAAGUUGCUGCCAACUGCUUAAAUAAAUUUCCAUUGCUCAUGA
Molecule: messenger RNA, 650 nt
Organism: Electrophorus electricus (electric eel)
Lineage: Eukaryota; Metazoa; Chordata; Actinopteri; Gymnotiformes; Gymnotidae
Product: Purkinje cell protein 4-like protein 1
Source: RefSeq, a predicted model, not a curated record